This is a messenger RNA of Cinclus cinclus, 4427 nucleotides long. RefSeq names its product striatin (gene STRN). Gene Ontology annotation, molecular function: protein-containing complex binding; armadillo repeat domain binding; protein phosphatase 2A binding. Bases 1 to 2415 code for a protein of 804 amino acids. The record is from RefSeq and is a predicted model, not a curated record. NCBI's taxonomy places the organism in Eukaryota, Metazoa, Chordata, Aves, Passeriformes, Cinclidae. The transcript is spliced from 18 exons. Gene Ontology annotation, cellular component: dendrite.
AUGGACGAGCAAGCGGGGCCCGGCGUCUUCUUCAGCAACAACAAUAACAACAACGCCCUCCUGCUGCCGCCGCCGGCGGGCGGACCGGGGCUAGAGCCGGGCGAGGCGGCGGCAGCGGCGGCCGCGGCGGCGGCAGCAGGAGGAGGCGGCGGAGGAGGAGGGGGAGUCUCAGCCUCCGGAGCCGCCGCGCCGCUCUCGGCGUCCCGGGCUCAAUACAGCGUGCCGGGCAUCCUGCAUUUCCUGCAGCACGAGUGGGGCCGCUUUGAGGCGGAGCGCGCCGAGUGGGAGGCGGAGCGGGCGGAGCUGCAGGCCCAGAUCGCCUUUCUUCAAGGUGAAAGGAAAGGACAGGAAAAUCUGAAGAAGGAUCUAGUGCGAAGAAUCAAAAUGCUGGAAUAUGCACUCAAACAGGAAAGGGCUAAAUACCACAAAUUAAAAUAUGGCACAGAACUGAAUCAGGGAGAUAUGAAGCCACCGAACUAUGAUUCUGAUGAAGGGAAUGAGACAGAGGUUCAGCCACAACAGAACAGUCAGCUAAUAUGGAAACAAGGACGACAGCUGUUAAGACAGUAUCUACAAGAAGUGGGCUACACCGACACGAUAUUGGAUGUGAAAUCAAAACGAGUGCGAGCUUUAUUGGGCCUCUCAAGUGAUGCUUCAGAAAAAGAAAACAGAAAUCAAGAGCCAAUGGUAAAUGGCACAGAGGGGCAGAUUAAAGAAAACGCAAUGAUUGGGAAACCUGAAUUGACUGACUCUGCCUCUCUGCUAGAGACCUUCAAGUUUCUUGAAAAUGCAGCUGCAGACUUUAGUGAUGAGGAAGAUGAAGAAGAUAUUGAAGGAAGAGAGAAAACAAUCAUUGAUACCGCAACAAUUGUAAGGAAAAGAGUCCUGUCUGACAGCAGUGAAGACAGAGAUACAGAAGAAGCUUUGAAAGAGUUUGACUUUUUGGUUACCUCAGAUGAUGGUGAUGGGGAAUCAAGAAGUUCGGGAGAUGGAACAGACUGGGAAAAGGAAGACCAGUGUCUCAUGCCUGAAGCCUGGAAUGUCGACCAGGGAGUUAUAACCAAACUCAAGGAACAAUACAAAAAGGAGCGCAAGGGGAAAAAGGGGGUGAAGAGGCCCAACAGGUCAAAGCUGCAAGAUAUGCUUGCAAACUUGAGAGAUGUUGAUGAUCUCCCUUCGUUACAGCCAUCUGUUGCACCUUCUUCUAGGCCCAGUAGCUCAAGGCUUAUUGAACAUGAGAUAAACAGGACGGAUGAAGUGGAAGCUUUAACAUUCCCUCCAUCCUCAGGGAAAUCUUUCAUUAUGGGAGCAGAUGAAGCCCUUGAAAAUGAGCUGGGUCUUGGAGAACUGGCAGGUCUUACUGUAGCAAACGAGGCAGAUUCGCUGACUUAUGAUAUAGCCAACAAUAAGGAUGCAUUGAGAAAGACUUGGAACCCCAAAUUUACAUUAAGAAGUCACUUUGAUGGAAUAAGAGGUCUCGCUUUUCAUCCGGUUGAACCAGUCUUAAUAACAGCUUCAGAGGACCAUACAUUAAAAAUGUGGAAUUUACAAAAAACAGCCCCAGCAAAAAAGAGUGCUUCUCUUGAUGUAGAGCCAAUAUAUACCUUCCGAGCACAUAAUGGACCAGUGCUCUGUGUGGUGAUGAGCAGUAAUGGAGAACAGUGCUACAGCGGGGGAACGGAUGGCCUCAUCCAUGGCUGGAACACAACCAACCCAAACAUCGACCCCUAUGACUCUUACGAUCCUUCUGUUCUAAGAGGUGCUUUUGUAGGCCAUACAGAUGCAGUGUGGGGUCUGGUUUACAGUGGAGCUCACCAGCGUUUGCUGUCCUGCUCAGCAGACGGCACUAUACGUUUAUGGAAAGCUACAGAAAUUGCUCCAGCUCUCAAUAUAUUUAAUGAUAAUCAAGAAAUGGGAAUCCCUUCAUCAGUAGACCUUGUGAGCAGUGACCCAAGCCUCAUGGUAGCAUCAUUUAACAGUGGGCACACUAGCAUUUUUAACAUGGAGACGCGGCAACGGAUUCUUACCCUGGAGUCCAGUGUGGAUACUACAGUCAGUUCUUCCUGUCAGAUAAACAGAGUCAUCAGCCAUCCAACUCUUCCAAUUAGUAUCACUGCUCAUGAAGACAGACAUAUCAAAUUCUAUGACAACAAUACAGGAAAACUGAUACACUCCAUGGUGGCUCACUUAGAUGCAGUUACAAGUUUAGCUGUUGAUCCGAAUGGCUUGUAUUUGAUGUCUGGCAGCCACGACUGCUCGAUUCGCUUGUGGAAUCUUGAAAGCAAGACCUGCAUUCAAGAAUUUACUGCUCAUCGCAAAAAAUUUGAUGAGUCCAUUCAUGAUGUGGCAUUCCACCCAUCCAAAUGUUAUAUUGCCAGUGCAGGAGCAGAUGCCCUGGCUAAAGUGUUUGUAUGACAGAGUGCUUCCCAUUCAACUUUAGCUUUGUAUAUAUUUAACCAGCUGCACAAAAGAGAAGAGGAGGGCAUGAGUUGUUUUAUCUUGCCCUAUAAUUCAGAGAAUGUUUGUAAGUGUUUAGUUUUGCAGGGUGCUGUUUUCUAAAUUGACAUUUGUUCUGGUUUCUGUGAGCUCAGCUGGUGCUGAGAGCUUGAAAUCUCUCAGUUUCAAAUAGUUAAAAAAAAAAAGCUUUUAUUUAGAGGGUGUGAAUUUUCGUCCAGGCAGGCCUUGGGUGAAACUAGGUCUACAUAUUCCCUAUUAAUAAAAUGGAGUACUGGAAAGAAGGGGUCUAAUUGCAUCAGGGAGUAGGAAAAGAGGGAAACUUCCUAAGAUGCUUCUCAUUGAGGAAUCUUAAUGUACUCAAAUCACCUGGAAAAAGUGAUUCAAAGUCAGUACACAUGCUCAUAUCAUGUGAGAGGCACUUUGUCAUCCCUUUGGUAUGAAUUAAGUAGAUCUUGUUCAGAGAGCAGUAGUGGAUAGUUAAUCUCAGCCACCUGGCUGCUAGCCUAAGAUAAAUGCAAUUAAAGGAAGACAAAUUGCUAACAUAAAUUAAAAUGCAGUAAAGUUUCUGUUGCGUCUUCCAUGUUUCUCAGUAAAUAUUUAGUUUGCAAAAGAAUUUAUAUAAUAUUUUUAAGACUGUAUUAGCGUAUGGCUAGAAACUGAGCCUUUAGUCUAAAUCCCAAUUAACAACAGACUGACACAGUCUGUGUAUACUGUAGUAGCAAAUUUAACUUAUUCAGAUUUUAAUGCUGUUUAUUCUUGGAGAUCUGGCACAAGAAAUUACCACAAGGCUUUCCAAAGAAGCUGUCCUACAACUUUAGCUAUCAAACAUUCAUCUUCUCUUUCUGUUCCUGCUUAAAAAAAAAAGGGUAUCAUUCUGGGCAUUAAGGAUAGCAGUGAAAUACUUUGUUUGAAGAUUAAAUCUGAUGCUUUGUAUGAGUCCUUUUAGUGAAAUAGGUAGGAACUAUACAAAGUUCCAUCAGUUUGAGAGAUUCUGCUACUGCUAGAGUUAUUUCCCAGCUGCACCAUUUGAGGGACUUUUACUUUGUCCACUUUACUGGGUGUAUGUGCCAUUGAUUGGAUUAUAUGAAGAAUGAGCCCUUCUUGUAAUUACUCAACAGAUGUGCUUUGUUUAUCUAUUCAGAGCUUCUCUGUUGAUUUGACAAAUAAUUUCUAAUCCAAUCUGUUAGUCUUUUUAUCCCUUCUUAAAGGAAGGUGAGUGGAUUCUUUUCUGUUAUGUGUCAUCAUCAGAAUUAUUACUAUUCAUAAGCAUGAUUUUCUCUGAUGGGAGUGGAAGCAGAAUUUCUGUUGGAGUUGAUUUCUGGUGCAGAUAUGAGUAGGAAAGAACCCAGUGCAACUCUUCAUAUACUAGCCUGAGGUUAAGACUGGAAACUGAUACAUAAAUCUUUACCUUUAAACUGACACUUCAUAAGCAGGAGUCAUUGAAAGAUAUCAACAUAAGGUUUGACUAUGUUGUUUUUAGAGUGCCAUUUGGGGAUGGGACCACAUUUGAAGUCAAUCUCAGAGUUUAAACCAAGUAUAUUGUUUAGAAUAAAAAGGUGACCUGUGCUGUUUGAGCCUGCAACACAUAUGUACUGCUAAAAUAUCCUGGAAUACCUUUUAUUGCUCAGAAUAUUCACAUAUGUCACUUCACUAUAUUGAUAUGCAAUAUAUUUCCUUAGAUAUGAUUAGAGCUUUUACCAUGAAACAGACGACUACAAUAAUAAUACAGAUUAUUUAGUUUUUAUAAAAUGUUUUGGUUAUGAUGAAAAGGAGGAAACUUGGCUGCAAAACUGAGCAUUCAACUUUGUGAGAGUUCUGUGUACUUGACUCAUAUUCUUUCAGUGUCAUUAUUUUAUUUCUUUUUGAAGAUAAAAUUGCAAAGAUUUAUUUGAAAAAAUCUAAAAGUUAUGUAUAUUAUAUAUGUGUAUAUAUAUUGUAAACAUGUAUUAAAUGUGUCUAGUAAGGGAAGA